Endocarpon pusillum Z07020 is the source of this 939-nucleotide messenger RNA. RefSeq lists its product as uncharacterized. Lineage: Eukaryota; Fungi; Ascomycota; Eurotiomycetes; Verrucariales; Verrucariaceae. The transcript has 4 exons. The coding region runs from base 1 to 939 and encodes 312 amino acids. The record is from RefSeq and is a predicted model, not a curated record.
AUGAAAUUCCCAUCUUCAGUCAUAGUAAGCUCGCUGCUCGUCGGCUCAACACUUGCACAUCCCGUGGGCCUGGGAAAGCGACAAGAAAGUGAAAACAUUGAUGGCACCGUCCUACAGUUUGCCCUUUUUCUCGAACACCUCGAGAAUGUCUUUUACAAGCAGGCUCUGAGCUCCUUGUCGGAGCAGCAGUUUAUCGAUGCUGGAUACGAUGCCAAAUACUACUCAGAUAUCAAAUACAUUGCUUUCGAUGAGGAGCAGCACGUCAAGCUCUUGACCAGUGCCCUGACUGAGGCCGGUGUCACACCAGUAGAGGCUUGUGAAUACAACUUCCCCUUCACAGAUGUCGAGAGCUUUAUCUCCUUGUCCACCGUCUUGGAAGGUGUUGGCAGCAGCGCAUACACAGGUGCAGCCGGCCUCAUCACAUCUAAGGAAUACCUCACCGUCGCCGCCUCCAUCCUUGCCGUCGAAGCGCUCCACACCUCCCUGCAACGAUCAGCUCAAGGCCUUGUCCCCGCAGCAAACCCGUACAUGACCCCGCUCUCACCAAACCCCGUCUUCACCCUCGCCGCAAGCUUCGUCGUUUCCUGCCCAGAAACCAACGCUCCCCUCCCAUUCGCAGCCUUCCCCGCCCUCUCAUCCGACAGCGGCUCACCGCUCGCCAUGGGCAUGCCAGCUCACUUCUCCUUCGAUGGCGACGCAGCCGGCAAGUACGCCACCUUCGUCAGCGGCCUCACCGUCGCCAGCGUCAUGAUGGAGGGUUCAGGAGACUCAUUCGAGGUCGUCAUCCCCGAGGGCAUUUCAGGCCAGAGCUACGCGUUCGUCACCAACGCCGAUGUUACCGGUGGUCCGGGAUCGUUGACGGACGCGGCCAUCGUUGCUGGACCCGCGGUGAUUGAGGUUACUCCUGAUGCUCCGGAUUAUGAUCCUUCAUACGAGUAA